Molecule: messenger RNA, 918 nt
Organism: Daldinia childiae
Lineage: Eukaryota; Fungi; Ascomycota; Sordariomycetes; Xylariales; Hypoxylaceae
Exons: 2
Coding region: 1-918 (305 amino acids)
Source: RefSeq, a predicted model, not a curated record
AUGCUCGAUCCCUCCAGGUUCGACCGCAUUUUCGGUUCUCUGGAUCCAUUCCCUUAUGACCGCAAUGUUAUCCAACACCUUGAAGCUUCUCGACGAAGUCUUGAGGGUUCCUUGUUUAUUGAUCGAGUAAUGAAAGCUCUUAACUUAUCAAAAGCUACUAGCCACUAUCCUCCCAAAAACAGUGAUGCUCUUCGACAAUUAUACAAUCAAAUAUGCGAGACUAAGAACGCUACCCUUCACCACAAGCUCUCGGUAGUAUUCUAUCUACUACUCGACGUUGACGAUCGAAAUGGGUCUAGCCGGGCUGAAACCCACGCUCAGCGUACCAGCCUGCCUAAAAAUUACAGGAUCUUCAUGAAGGGAUUAUGGCAUAUGGACGCACUACAAUUUGAUCUUGCAUUGCAAUAUCUUACACAUCCGUCGCUCCAACCCGAUUUCGUCGACGAUAUUAUCACCGUUCUUGUCCGCAACGCUAAGAAUGGCGACUAUAGUCUGCCUCUUGCUUAUUACCAUACAGUUCAGCCUAUUAUUCAAUCGUCUUCGGCAUUAGAAUUACUAUUUGAUGCUCUCGCACGAUCAAGCGUUAUUGACGCCUUUCAGUUUUCACGGUCACAUGCUGAGUCCAUGCGUCGGCAACUUUUUCAACGCCUUGUCCUAUCCGUGUUGGAGUCUGCUCAUAACGAUGAGUCAGCCGAGAGGGCGCUCGAUUUAACUAGCUUACCCUUUGAUGCCCAAGAAGAGCAGUGGUUCAGGGAAAGCUUGGAGAGCGGCGAGGGGAAGCGGCUGGCUGUGGCGAAGGAUACGCUUCUCAUGCGCCGGAUUGCUGCCGGUUAUGCUGGAUUCGGAGGCGAAGCAGGUACUUGGGCUGUUGUUCUAGAGGGCGUCAAGACGGGAAGUGGUGGACGUGCCCAGGCAUGA